Molecule: messenger RNA, 1665 nt
Organism: Adineta ricciae
Lineage: Eukaryota; Metazoa; Rotifera; Eurotatoria; Adinetida; Adinetidae
Source: the annotation of a GenBank genome assembly
AUGGACUCGCCCGAGAUUAUGAAUAUCAAUCAAUCAUUAACUUCUUCUUUAUCUCGACCCACCAAUGAACCACUACACGAACAGCACAUACGAAAAGAAGAAUCACAUUUUGAGCGAAGUAUACCCGACACAUAUCAUCAUUCAUCAUACGAAUAUCUUGCGUCGACGACUACCAACGUUCCCGUCGAAGAAGUAAACAACAAUAAUAACAACAAUCAGACUCAAAUACCAACUAGUAUAUCCAAUCAUCAACGAACAACUUCUCCAUCGCAUAGAUAUUUAAAUGAAUAUGUCCCACCAUCAACAUCAUACAGUCCGACAUCUUACUGCUACUCAUCCGGACCGAUUCUCGAUGAAUCUCUCGUUCAUUCGUAUUCAAUGAAUCGUCCAGCACAAGCACAACUAUCGACAAAUUCACUUUCAGCUUAUGUUCCUCAGCAAAAUCAUAAUAAUAACAAUAUGAAUCGUCAUUCAUUACUUCCAGCAACAUCGGAUGAUUCCGGAAAUGAGUCAUCUGUAAAUUAUCAACAACAAUUAACGACGAAUACGCAUUUUGUUGUUGUUGCUAUCGAUUUUGGUACUACAUUUAGUGGUUAUGCAUUUGCAUUUACGCGAGAUAUUGAUUCAAUUUUAAUGAUGCGUAAAGUCGAUGGCAAUGAUCCCGGUGUAAUCAAUCAAAAAACGCCAACGACGAUACUUUUAACGCCACAUUUAGAAUUUCACUCGUUCGGAUUUUUCGCACGCGAUUUUUUUCACGAUCUCGAUCCGGACGAAGCGAAACGUUGGCUGUACUUCGAAAAGUUCAAAAUGCAUCUUCACUACACUCAAGAUCUCAAUACUCAAACAUUAAUUCCAGCGAGUAAUGGCCGCAAAGUUCCUGCGUUGACCAUUUUUACAUAUGCAUUACAAUAUUUUAAAGAACACGCACUACGCGAACUUUCGGAUCAAUCAGGAACACGAUUUGUUAAUGAAGAUGUUCGAUGGGUUAUUACUGUCCCGGCUAUCUGGAAACAAUCAGCUAAACAAUUUAUGCGCGAAGCUGCUUAUCAAGCUGGUAUUGCCUCACGUGAAUUUCCUGAACAAUUACUUAUUGCUUUGGAGCCAGAAGCCGCAUCGAUCUACAUACGCAAACUUCGUAUGCACCAGUUCGUUCCGGAUGAGACGCCUGCAUUCUCUCGAAACACAGUACGACGUGAUCAUAGUUUAUUUUCUUCGACAAUAUCUGAUCAUUCAUCCGCCAUUCUGCACGAUCCAGAAAAACUAUCAAUCGAUCAGAACGAGUUGUCCAAUCAACAAAAUCAGACUUUUGAAGUUUUUCUUGACCGAGGCACGCGUUACAUCGUUGUUGAUUGCGGUGGUGGAACAGUGGAUAUAACCGUACACGAAAUGGACAAUAAAAUGGGAACAUUAAAAGAAUUGUACAAAGCUACAGGCGGACCGUAUGGUUCAGUUGGUGUCGAUCAAGAAUUCGAAAAAUUGAUGAAUGCUAUAUUUGGUAGUGAAAUUAUGGAUGAAUUCAAAAUCAAACGACCAGCUGGCUAUGUCGAUUUGAUGAUUGCCUUCGAAGCGCGCAAACGAACAGCUAGUCCAUUCAAGAACAAUCCAUUGAACAUCUCAUUACCAUUUUCAUUCAUUGAUUUCUAUAAGAAGAAAAAGGUGAAUUGA